UGCCAUUCAGGGAUGGGGAAAGAUGCAGGAAAUCUUGUGAACGCGAAUGUGUAGCCAUUGUAGACUACUAUCAGCUACUAUCAAUACCGCUAACUUUUGGGCAGACAUUUCUGAUUCAGUCACGAGCGUACAAGCCGACAAGACAUGGAACAUUUUAUACAAUCAGCGAAAAACCCUAACAGACCUGAAAGACAGAGAGAGGGUCCCAAGGCCGGGUGGGCAGCGACUUGUCUGGGCUAACUUGUUAGUUACCUCAGCUAGCCAACGUCGCGUUACGCGUUGGAAAAAAGUGUUUGUAAGCUACUUUAGAUGUUGCCUUCAGCAGCCGAGCGCGCUAAAUAGCAUUUAACGUUACUCAUUGCAAACAAACAAGUAGUGCUAAUUGUCGUAUGGGCCAGUGCAUUUACUCUGAGGAAACUGGAUGUUGACAGGUGUGGUUGGUUACCUCGCCAAGACAAACCGAGACCUGUCCAGUCAGACAAAAGGUGACGUUGACACCUGCUUUGACAUCCACUGACUCGUGCACUUGAUGAAUUCAACGAUGGAGUCAUCAGACCAGACGUCUGCCACAGAACUGAUGGGUCGAUAUGUCUCAUCGGAGUUGGGAUACAACGUGCCGAAAGAGGGAUGGAGGAUCUGCCUGGCACAUGAGUUUAAAGAGAAGCGGAAGCCUUUCCAGGCCAAAGAUGUGUCGCUCUCCAACAUCAUGGAGCACAUCGGCCUUGGCAUCAGGUAUCUGAAAUGGUGGUAUCGAAAGACCCAGGUGGAAAAGAAGGCGCCAUUUAUAGACAUGUUCCGUGCUUUGCCUCUGCGACAGAUUUAUGGUGCUCCAUUGGGAGGUAUUGGAGGAGGUACCAUCACCCGUGGUUGGCGGGGGGAGUUCUGCAGGUGGCAGCUCAACCCUGGAAUGUACCAUUACAAAACUGUGAUCACUAACCAGUUUACAGUGUGCCUGCGUCGGGGCGGUCAGACGGUGUACCAGCAGGUGCUGAGCGUGGAGCACCCCCCGGCCCUGCAGGGCUGGAACUGGGGCCUCUGCGGCCAAUACGCAUUCUACCACGCACUCUACCCCCGCGCCUGGACUGUCUACGACUUGCCCGGCCAGAACGUCACACUCACCUGCCGACAGGUGUCUCCAGUCAUCCCGCAUGACUACAAGGACUCCAGUCUCCCAGUGGCAGUGUUUGUGUGGGAUGUGGAGAACAGGAAUGACUAUGAUCUGGACGUAUCCAUCAUGUUUACACUGCUCAAUGGUUCGGGACACAAGGACGACAAGAGUGGGGGACACUGGAAUGAACCAUUUCACCUGGAGAAGGAGGGAGAGGCUGUGUCAGGGGUGUUGCUGCACCACUGCACACCUGUAAACCCUUACACACUCUGUAUGGCAGUCAGGGAACAGCCCGGUCGGGAGGUGAGUCAUCAGACGGCGUUCAGCCCAAAGGGGACGUGCAGUGCCCUGUGGACUGACCUCAUCACUGAUGGACGUCUGGACUCGCCAACAGGCUCCAGCCCCCCCACACAGAAGGGGGAGAAGGUUGCAGCUGCUCUGGUGGCCACAUGUGUGGUGUCGGCACAUGGACACAACAGCCUGGAGAUCAGUCUGGCCUGGGACAUGCCCCUCAUACAGUUCGGCUCCAGAGAGCGGAGACACAGCAGGAGAUACACACGAUACUUUGGCACUGAGGGGAAUGCUGCACCUGAGCUCUCACUCUACGCUCUCACACACUACAGAGACUGGGAGAAGGCCAUUGAGGAGUGGCAGAGACCAAUCCUGCAGGACAGCUCCCUUCCCUCCUGGUACAAAUCUGCCCUGUUCAAUGAGCUCUACUUUGUGGCGGAUGGUGGAACAGUGUGGGUGGAACUUCCAGAGGACGCUGAUGUCAGUGGUGGUCUCCGUAGCAAUGAAGGGGGUCUCCCCGCCCAGCCUCCUGUCGUUAAGGAGUAUGGGCGCUUUGCCUACCUUGAGGGACAGGAGUACAGGAUGUACAACACAUAUGAUGUGCACUUCUACGCAUCCUUUGCGCUCAUCAUGCUGUGGCCCAAACUAGCGCUUAGUCUGCAGUAUGACAUUGCUGGUAGCGUGGUGCAGAGCGACCCCACUGAGAGACUUGUCCUCAUGAGCGGUCGCCACUCCUCAGUGAAGACCCGUAAUGUCGUCCCUCAUGACAUCGGCGACCCAGACGAUGAGCCAUGGACUCGUGUGAACGCCUACCUGAUCCACGACACCGCUGACUGGAAGGACCUCAACCUGAAGUUUGUGCUGCAGGUGUACCGAGACUACCACCUGACCAAGGACAUGCAGUACCUCUCUGACAUGUGGCCUGUCUGCCAGGCGGUGAUGGAGUCUGAGAUGAAGUUUGACCGGGACGGCGAUGGGCUCAUUGAGAACUCGGGCUAUGCAGAUCAAACUUAUGACGGCUGGACAGUCACUGGACCUAGUGCUUACUGCGGGGGUCUGUGGCUGGCGUCCGUGUGCAUGAUGUGUAAGAUGGCGCGGGUGCUGGGCAGUGACGACGUGUACCACCGCUACAGAGACGUACUGGACAGAGGCAGCACUGCCUUCGACAAGCUGCUGUGGAACGGCCAGUACUACAACUAUGACAGCAGUGGGCGGGACUUGUCCAACAGUGUGAUGUCAGACCAGUGCGCAGGACACUGGUUCUUACGAGCAUCCGGAUUGGGCGAAGACGAAUUCCAGGCCUUUCCCCAGCAGAAAAUCCGUAGUGCUCUGAAGUCUGUGUUUGACCUGAACGUGAUGAAGUUUGCAAGUGGGCAGAUGGGCGCAGUAAACGGCAUGCGGCCAGAGGGAGUGCCAGACCAAUCCAGUGUCCAAUCGGAUGAGGUGUGGGUGGGUGUCGUUUAUGGUCUGGCCGCUACCAUGAUCCACGAGGGUAUGCUGGAGGAGGGCUUGAAGACCGCAGAGGGCUGCUACAGGACUGUGUGGGAACGCCUGGGCAUGGCCUUCCAGACUCCCGAGGCAUACUGUGAGAAGGGCAUCUAUCGCUCCCUGGCCUACAUGCGACCACUUAGCGUCUGGGCCAUACAGCUGGCACUGGAAAACCGCACCGCACGGACUGAACAUGCCCAGAAAGACCAAUGUGUCCAAGAGGUCACAGAUCAGAAUGAACAUGACCAAGAAGAACUGAACCAUUAAGUCAAAACACCAGCCAAGCUCUCUGAAUUGACUUUGACUAAGUUAUGCACAUAUACACACUGAAGUAUACAUGCAUGAAUGCAGACAGACUGAUUGGAUACAAACUAAGGCACACACGGUUCUCAGUUAGUGCCCUAUGUAUAUUAUUUCCACAAUAGCAUUCUCAUAACAUUUCAGAACAGAUAUACAGAUCUCCAUAUUCUAAUUGAUGACCAUGCACUGGAUCCCUCAAAAGAUUUACACAUUCCAAACACACACAUACACAACAUGAGACACCAGUAAAAGACACACAUUAAAACACACGCACACACAUCCUUAUAUAUGUCUACCUGAAUCUCCUGACCUUUAUUACCCACUAAAAACUGAAAGUUCUUGCACUUGAGACAAUCUAUGGGACACUAUUGUCCUACGAUGCAACUGGACUAAUGACAAGCCUCUCAACUGCUGCUUUCUCAGACUCAAGAUAUGUGUUGCUUCUGGUCAUAUGCUCUACCACGAGAAAGACAAAAAUAUCAACCUUUACCACCCUGAUUGUUUACACCUUUGAGAAGUGAGGACCAUUGCAGAGGAAAGGAAGAACAUUGAUUUACUAUUUACACAUAAAUGAAAACAUAGUCUUGUCUAGAGAAUGCAAUAGAGGGUUUCAUUACAAAUUUACUUGAAUUGAAGUUUAUUUGUUAUUGUUUGUAACAGCCUCAUUUUUUUCCAAUGAAUGUUUUGGCAGCUCUGAGUGUGCCUGCCUGUGUGAUGUAGCAUCUAAGCCUGUGAUGUAUGCAAUCUUUUACUGAGAUAACAAGUACCACAACAUUAAAGAUCACUGAGAAGACAAGAGAAGUUCACGCUGUGAAAAUAAGAAGG
This is a messenger RNA of Sardina pilchardus (European sardine), 4012 nucleotides long. RefSeq names its product glucosidase, beta (bile acid) 2 (gene gba2). The transcript has 18 exons. The record is from RefSeq and is a predicted model, not a curated record. The coding region runs from base 530 to 3154 and encodes 874 amino acids. Gene Ontology annotation, molecular function: beta-glucosidase activity; glucosylceramidase activity. Gene Ontology annotation, cellular component: membrane. NCBI's taxonomy places the organism in Eukaryota, Metazoa, Chordata, Actinopteri, Clupeiformes, Clupeidae. Gene Ontology annotation, biological process: carbohydrate metabolic process; glucosylceramide catabolic process; central nervous system development.